This is a messenger RNA of Helicoverpa zea (corn earworm), 1176 nucleotides long. RefSeq names its product nuclear transcription factor Y subunit B-1 (gene Nf-YB). Gene Ontology annotation, molecular function: RNA polymerase II cis-regulatory region sequence-specific DNA binding; protein heterodimerization activity; DNA-binding transcription activator activity, RNA polymerase II-specific. The record is from RefSeq and is a predicted model, not a curated record. The transcript is spliced from 5 exons. Gene Ontology annotation, cellular component: CCAAT-binding factor complex. The coding region runs from base 222 to 821 and encodes 199 amino acids. Lineage: Eukaryota; Metazoa; Arthropoda; Insecta; Lepidoptera; Noctuidae. Gene Ontology annotation, biological process: regulation of transcription by RNA polymerase II.
UCUGUCUAUGGCCAUAUAGUAUGUCUCUUUUUGUGGCGUUGUAAACAAUUGUUUUUUGCAAAUUGCAAAUUAAUUCUGAACAUCCUCUGAACAUACAUUGGUUACACAAUUUUUGCAAUAUCAGCUGUAUAUUACCCAUAAAUUUCAGAUUUUUGUUUGAGUGCAAUCUUUCAACAACAAAUAACCUUAUUUGUUGCGUUGGGAUUUCUGUAUGAUAAAUCAUGGAUAACGAUGAGAUUGGUAAUGAUUUAGUGCGCUUAGACAACGGGUACCUUGUGGACGAGGAGAAUAAUAUCCGCUGCGAAUAUGUCGUGAACUCUGACGACGUUUUGGAUGAUGAAAACAACUCAGAUUCAGGCAGCAAGAAUGCUCCAUUAAGAGAACAAGAUAGGUUUCUGCCUAUUGCAAACAUUGCUAAAAUUAUGAAAAGAGCUAUACCUGAAAAUGGAAAGAUAGCAAAGGAUGCAAGGGAAUGUGUACAAGAAUGCAUAUCAGAGUUCAUUUCCUUCGUAACAAGCGAGGCCAGCGAUAGGUGUCAAGUGGAAAAGAGAAAAACGAUUAAUGGUGAAGACGUACUCUUUGCUAUGAACGCACUGGGCUUUGAUAAUUACGUGGAGCCUCUUAAGCUGUACCUCAAGAAAUAUAGGGAGAUUGUGCUUUCACCUGUCACAAUCAACAAAUUAAACAAACCUAUUAUAGUUUAUGGAGAAGAUGGUACUGCAUGCAUUCCGGCUGAAAAUGACAAUGAAACGCAAACGGACUCCGCAGUACUGUAUCCAUAUAAAGAAUUAAAAGUGAUAGAAGAUUUCACUAUUUCAUGAAUAAAUACCUAGUACUGUAAGUUUAUUAUAAUUCGUAAAUAUUAUUAUGGGUAUUCACUUAACUCUUGUGUUUCCAAACACUAAAGACUGGGUUGAAAAGUACAUUUAUAGAAGAAAAACAAAAAAGUAACAGUUUUGGUCUGGUUGUGUCUUCCUCAAUAUUAUUUUUUAUACAGCUGAGGAGUGAAGCACUAUUCUCUUUAAUUUUUUCUUGCAGUGUGAUAAAUACUGAAUAAUUAUGUUACGAACUUUGGCUAGUAAGGGCUAGAAAUUAUAAACCAUAAUUUUUGCAUGGUAAUACUAAAAUAGCGUGAUAUUGUAAGUAUUGUUAUUAGAAAUAUACCAUCUAACUUUA